AUGGGCCUUCUCACCAAGGGAAGUCCCUUGAGUUGGGAAGAGACUGUACCGUACAUCGAAUACAUCAAGGUUUGAGAGAGAUUCGGAUGGAUCAAUAACUUUUUGCCUUUUUCAGAAACAUGGAAUCGCUCAGUUCAUUAAUCUUUACCACCGACUGAAGUCUCGACAAGGAGAUCAGUUGAAAUGGGGAGACGAAGUGGAAUACACGAUUCUGAAGUUUGAUGAUGAGAACAAAAAGGUAUAACUUUGAGUUUUCUGCAAACUGGCUAUUCUUUAUAAACCUGAUCACGGUUUAGGAAGUCUCAUUUUGCAAAAAUAUCUUUUUUUUUCGAAAAAAAAAAGAGGGCUCAAAGAGGGAUAAUAGGCUAUUUCGUUUGAUUUUAAUAGCUUUGUUUCAAUUUGAAGCUUCCUUUCUCCAAAAUUAGAAAUGAUAGGUUGAGACUUUGAGUACUAUCAAGGAAGUUGGCCGAUUCACAGAAGAUUUUCGACUGGGAAGUGAAAUGACCUUCCUUUCAAGGUACGUGUUUCUUGUCGCGCGGAAGAGCUCCUGAGUCGGCUUUCGGCUGAAGAAGAGGUGAACGCGCUUGUCGGAACGGCCAACAGGUGUCUUUGGCGUCCCGAGUUCGGUUCCUACAUGAUUGAGGGCACUCCCGGCUCCCCUUACGGCGGUUUGAUUAUUCCUUCAUGCGCGAUGUAGUUUUUCACAUUUCAGGCCUCAUCGCUUGCUUCAACGUCGUCGAAGCGAACAUGAAGAUGCGUAGAAAAGAAGUGCAGCGGCUACUGAAGAAGGUUACCGAGAAGAAUCUCAAGACCAAGUUUUUUUAAAGUAAAAUAUUGUGUUUGAUUCAACUUCCUCAGUUAAUCUUUCUUCAAAAAGACGAACAAAUGGAAUACUUGUAGAAAAAUUCUAAUUGUGUGGCAUUGAAAUUUUUUGGAAAAUUUCUUUAAUUUUUUUUUUUUGACGAACGCAUUGAAUAUUAUUCUGCAACCUUUUAUAUUUAAAAAUUCACUGUACCGGUUUUUUUUUGAGUUUUGAGUUUUGAAAGAAAGAAAAGAGGACAAUUUGGUGCCGUUAUUAUAUAUUGGUUUCUGGACAACAAAGGCGUCUUUAAGUGUUUAAAAUUGCAGGGGGAGUCGAUUUUGUCGAUUUCCUUCCCAUCAUUAGGAGCAUCGGACUUCACAUCGCCGUCUUUCAAACCAAAUCCGGAGAGCAACGAGUCGGCUGGAAGCAUUUUCUGGCCAGAGCAGGCUGUCUUUUUAGGUCACCCAAGGUGAAUUAAUUCACAAAAAAAAAACCUAAUUUCGAGUUUAAGAUUCAAAAAAACUUGACGAAAAACAUCCGAGGCCGUCGAGGGAGCAAGGUCGCAAUCAAUGUACCAAUUUUUAAAGAUACCAACACGCCAAACCCUUAUGUUGUAAGUGACUUCAAUUACUCUUUUUUUUGAUUCUCAGCUGAAUUCAAAAAAGUUUGUUUUAAUUGCGUAUUUUUCCAUUAGAAUUUGUGUUCACUGAAAAUUGGAAAAAAAUAAAAAUAAAUUGUCACUUUUUCUCGAAAAGUGUUUUCUCUGAUAACUAUAUCCGAGUCAUCAAGUUUUCAGGAAGAUUUAUCAAUGUUUGGAAAGGCUGAGGACUACAAAGACGCCAAACCGGAUCACAUUUACAUGGACCAUAUGGGUUUCGGCAUGGGAUGCUGCUGUUUGCAGGUUUCUUUUUUUCCAAUAAAAAAAAAUUUUUUUGAAGUAUAAAUACACGGUUUGUUUUUCGAUUUAAAAAGGAAAUAUUUGAAAAAGGAGAAAGUUUUUUUCAUUAGAAAAAGAAGGAAAUUUUUUUGAAUCGGUCUGCUUUUUUUAAUAUUAACAGUUAAAUGAACUACAAAAAUGCAACGCUUAUUUAUGAAAGAACAACCUAAUAUUAAUGCCAAAAAAGUUUCAGCUUUUUUUCCAUCGUUCAAAGUUUUUUUUUGGAGUUUUCUAUAAAUUUGCCCAGAAACUUCGGAAAGUUUGGGUUUACGAAAUUUCUAACUUUCCGUUUAGCACAGAGUCAAGCUUGCGACCAAUAAUACGGAACUUUGAAAAAUCGUAUUCCUAAAAAUUAAAGUACGUUGAGGUAGCAACUAUGACGAGACUUAAUGUAAACUUUCAAAUAGUUCGGACAGAUUAUUCAAAGCAAGUUCUAAAGUUGACACUAAAAUAACUUUCUUGUUAGUUUGCUAGAGCGCACUUUGAAGGUUUGAAAAACAACUCCAAUGAAGAUUUUUCGAUAUUUCUUUUCUUGAUGUGAAUUUGCUACUCGGGACUUUUUUUUGAUAGAAACUUGCUACUCGGGAUUUUAUUGAUAUAAAUUUGUAACUCGGAUUUUGGCAGGUGACCUUCCAAGCUGUCAAUGUGAACGAGGCUCGAUGGCUCUACGACCAGCUCACUCCAAUCACUCCGAUCCUGCUGGCUCUUUCUGCCGCGACGCCGAUUUUCCGGUCGAAAUUAUCGGAUGUUGACUCGCGAUGGGACAUCAUCAGUGCGGUAAGGACCGUGAGUGAAGAGAGUUUCUUCUAAUUUCGGGCUGUAGAGUGUCGACGACCGAACUCCAGAAGAACGGGGACUGGUUCCGCUUAAAAACUCCAAAUGGACAAUCUCCAAGAGUGUUCGUUGUUCUUCUGUCGUUUUAAAAUUUGAUAUUUAGUCAAAGAGCUUUUUGUCAUUUUUCAUUGAUUGUAAACCUAUCUAACCAGUAUUAAAAGAAACAUGUCUUAAUUUUUUGGUAGUAGAGAAUUUUUACGCGGAACUUUAAAAGGAAGGUUAUUUUACUAUGUGAUAGAUAAUUUUACUGAAAAAUGGCCAGAGUUUUCGAUGCAACAGUAGGUAAUUCCAAUUUGCACAACUUCCUGAUUUUCGAUAAAAACCAUCAAGUCCCUCAUAAAGCCAUAGUUUUGACUUCAUCCAUUGUUACUUGAAAUAGAGGAAGUUUGGCUGAUUACGGUUUUCAGACCUUACAGAAAAUUUCAAGGUUUUUAUUAAAACAACAGGAACUUUGGAAAAUAAGCCUUGAAAAAAGAGCGGCCCCUUCGAAACCCUUACUCAAACGUUACAAGUCUAAAAAAAGAUUACUGAAGAGAUCAUUUAUUUGUAGAGGUACGACAGUACGGACUGCUAUAUUUAUCCCUGCUCCGUGGGUUACAACGACAUCCCGCUGCAGUACGAUGAAGGCCUCUAUAAGCAGAUGCUGGACGGCGGAAUCGACGAGCCGCUCGCCAAACACAUCGCCCACAUGUUCAUCCGUGAUCCUCAUCAAGUCAUUUUUCGUUUUUUGAAAAGUUUUCGAAAAAGAAUUUUUCCAAAUAGAGCCCUCCUAGCAUCAACCCUAUAAAAGGCUCAAUUUUUUUCCAGGUGUUCCGCGAGCGAAUAGAACAGGAUGAUGAGAAGAGCAGCGAGCAUUUCGAGACGAUCCAAUCGUCCAACUGGAUGAACAUGCGAUUCAAGCCUCCGCCUCCAGAUGCCCCCGAAAUCGGAUGGCGCGUCGAGUUUCGGCCGACGGAGGUCUUCUUUUCUUCUUUUUUGUCUAUUUCUUCUUAGACGCGAACCACACGCGAAUCGGACGUGUCGUGGAAUUCCUAGUGACCACUACCGAGUGCACUUUUGAGUGAUCCUGCUCAAAAAAGUCCAGAGAGCAUCCGGUUUUCAUUACCGCGGUCCGAGUUAUCGUGAAAAUAAAAAGUAAAAAUAGUUCAACUUUAUUUUUUUCAUGUCGCAUUCCGAAAUCAUUAAAAAAAUGAAACGAAUACUUCUUCGCGAGCUUCUCUGCGUUUAAAAAGCGAGUUGAGACCUGAGUUCCUACGAGAGUUUUUUCAAAUUUCGGUUGCACAAAUUGCCUUUCUGAGCUUGUAUCUUCUGAUUUUAUGAUUAUUCUUUUGCUUAAUAACUGAACUUUGAAUGCGCUGUCUCUGUAUUUUUCGAAAUAUUCCGAAAGAUAUGUUUUGAGGGGCUAGAAAGAUGGAUCUCCGGGCUCAAGCUCACGGUGGAUGGAAAAAUUACUAGAAAAACACGAAAUUGUUGAAAUUGCAACUCAAAUUGUACCGUAAAGUUGAAAUUGCACCUGAAAUUGCAGUCCUAAUCGAUUGAUAUACAUCAUGUCUAGGAAAAAUUAAUCCCUUCUUAGAUACGUAGGCGCUCACUUGCCUACCCUAACCUGGCUAAAGUAGGAAGAAAUUGCUUAAAGGUUGCGUCCGCAUUUCUGAUUAUGAUAAAAUCAGGUUAAGUUUUUAAAAUCUUUAUUGUACCCGUUGUUUUUGAGAAUUACAGAGACUGCGUGUUCAGAGAGAAUAUCUGAUUGAAGAGAAUUAAUGAAAUGAAAAUAAGAGCUUUCUCCAACCCAGAAGUUUUGCAGGUCCAACUGACUGAUUUCGAAAAUGCCGCUUAUUGCUGUUUUGUCGUUCUUUUAACCAGGUGACUAUUCAUUCGUGUUGAGAAAAAAUUCUCCAAUCACAGAGUGAUUAUUUCGUUCCGCUUGACUUAUUUGUUGCCCAUCUCCAUGGUGACAGAAAACAUGAAGCGAGCUCAGAAAAGGGACGCAGUUCUUUCUCAAAAGUUCUUAUUCCGGUGAGAUUGUCUCUCAGUGGGGAUAGAAGAGUUCUUUUUGAAGAAAGGGUCUCGCAACGUGCAAUUCGGCCCCGGAGAGCUUGAAAGGGACCGCCAAAUGUGGUCCACCGAGCUCAGAUAUAGAAGAAAUGACGGUGGCAGAAAUCAUAAACGGUCGGUUCUUUGAUUUUUGCGAGAACGUUCGAGCUUUUUUUUGUUCGAAUAAUCAAAGAAAAAAAGGGAUUUAAAGUCGACUUUUCGACUGAUAUGUGAGAAGACACUGAGAAGCUCAGAACAGUCGAUUUUACUCAAAUCGGAGACUAGAGUUUCCAUGAGAAUUUUCCAGUAUAAGAAAUAAGCAUUCCUUUUGAGACCCAGCUGAGAAUCUUUUCGGAAGACUAAAUUGAAUGAGCAACACAGGUCUCGUGGGAGUAUGAAUUUUUUUUCAUCGGAUCCUCAUAAUUUACUCGUAAAAUAUUAUGUUAGCUUCAUAAGUUUCACCUGACUAACCAUCUUUUUAUUUUGCUUUUAAACGUUCUUCUCCUUUUGAUCGAAAUAUUCGAAUAUUAAUUCCAAAGCCAGGGUUUCAUCGAUAAAGGUUAAAUGAUUUGUUUAUUUCUCCCGAAAAGUGUUUGAAAGAAAAAAAAGGCCUGAAUUUCACCUAUUAGAUAAGCCGAGUCUUAUAUAGUCGAUGUGUCACAAGUUGAAAUUUCAUGGAACGACACUCCGCUGUUUCGAUUUGUGCGGUAGCGCGCAUCUUGUGAAUUGCCAACCUUGGCCACGCUAAUUUUUUUUGGUUUUAAUUCUAAUUUUGAUCGUUUUUAAAUUGUUUUAUUUCUUUAAAUCGUUGAAAAGCAUAAAAAGGUACAAAUAUAAACGAAAGAACACAGUAAAUUUCAUGAUCUUCCUCGAAAAGAGCGAUAAAAAAAGUGUUUUUGUUAAAGCCAUUUUUUAAUGUUUUCAUCGUUUUUUUUUCUGUUUGUUGCAGUGGUUAAUGGAUUUUUUCAGAAAGUAAGUGGCUUAUAAAAUGAAGACGUGUACGCACUAUGAAAUUGAGAGAUCGGUUUCAGUCAACGGUUUUUCACUGCUUAUUUAUCCUCUGGUUGAAUUAUUGGCAAUCCGAAAAACUUUAUUCAUCCAUUGCACUGCCAAAAAGUUCAUAAAACUAAAAAAUUAUCGAAGAAAAUGUAUUUGAAAACGGCAAAUUAUAUAAUGGGAAAGCGUGACCGAGAUCCGCAAAGGCAUUGAUUCUUCACAGCCACAAGGCCACCGAGCGGAGUGUCGUUCCAUGAAAUUUCAACUCGUGGCACAUCGACUAUAAGUAUUUGGAGAAAAUUUUGAAGUUCUCAAAUGUUAAGUAUAAAGUUAGCUUGUAUCAAGCAGAUGCGUGAUAUUGCGCCGAGAUUCAGAACUUUUUUGAACCUUCUGUGCUUAAAAACGUGAUUUCAGGAAAAGAAAAUGGGUUCCCUGGCUUGAUCAACCUGAUCAGACAAUAUCUUGAUGGAGCCGACGUUGAUGUUGACACUCGCUGUACCAUUUCUCAGUACUUGAACUUCAUUUCGGUUGGCUGAAAUUGGGUUGGACCUGGACUCGACUUCCUUUUCAGAAACGAGCGACCGGCGAGAUUUCAACUUUGGCGCAUUGGAUCCGCAAUUUCGUGACGAACCAUCCUCAGUAUAAGCACGACAGCGAGGUCAGCGACGAGAUCAUCUACGAACUCAUGAAAAAGGUCGGUUCUUUUUUUUCUUGAUUUAUUAUGAAAAACUUAAGAUUUUUGGAUUUUAAUUUCCUUUUAAAAAUCAACUAUCUAAUUUCAGAAAAAUUCGAAAAGCAAUUUCGCCCUCAUAUAAUUUAUUGCAAUACACUGCUCAAGAUUUUCCAAAAUUAGGAAGAAAAUAUAAACUUUUUUCGAAGUUUAAUUUGUUUUUUUUCUUAUAAUGAUAAAAAGGACAUAUUCUUUUUUUUUCAAAAAGUAAACUUUAAGAUGGAUGCGAUCUCUAGCGAAAAAGACCAUUGCGAGAAGUUGCUGGGCUGCUUCCGUUCGAAGACGGUCCAUUUGAUCCCGAGCUCAGUGCGGCGAGCCGAAGAAGGCCUCGUCAUGCAAAAUCAGAAGAGAACCCACUAA
Caenorhabditis auriculariae is the source of this 6693-nucleotide messenger RNA. The record is from the annotation of a GenBank genome assembly. NCBI's taxonomy places the organism in Eukaryota, Metazoa, Nematoda, Chromadorea, Rhabditida, Rhabditidae.